AUUCAAUAUGAAAGGCCUUCUCACAACGGCAAGAAUAGUAUGCAAGAGCCCUGAAGCCCGGAAAACAGUCAUCGACGCGUUCCGCAAGAUCAUCGCAUACACAGCUCCAAACGAGCCUGAAGUCCUCCAAUAUGUCUGCGCAGUACCUCUUGAGGAUAAAACAGAGACCGAAAUAUACAUGAUUGAAGAAUACACAUCGCAAGCCGCCUCCGACGCCCACCUAGCAACCCAACCCGUCCAGGACCUCAUAACCCUCUUCACCACAUCCGACGUCCUCGCCCAAGCGCCAGAAGUCCACAACGGCUCAGUAGCAGUGCGACGGAGCUCCGGCCUACCCGUUUCUAGCUCCUCGAAUCCCGCUAUUGCGCUUGCUAAUGUAGGAUAUAAAGCUGGGAAUGUGGUGGAAGAGUGGGGAAAUGUGGCCAGAACUGCAAUUGGGGGUGUGAAGGGGUUCAAUCUGUUUAUGGUGGUGGAGGAUAAGGACGCGAGUAGUGUGAGGGCGGUGUAUGUGUUGGAUAGUUGGGGGGCUUAUAAGGAGUUUGAGCAGGGUAGUGGAGUGAAUAAAACGGGUGUUGCUGAAUUGGUGAAGAUCAAAGCCGUUGAUGGAUUUAUUGGACGGGAGGACAGGAGUAAGCUGUAAGAGUGUGGUUGGAGUGAAUAACCACACGGGCGAAUGGUAUUGCAAUCGAGCUUGUCAACUGCACUCCCAAUCGCGCCCAAAGCGAAAAACAAACUGACAGAUGUAACAAGAUAGAGAGAUUCUGUAAGCUUAGGCAGUCCUUCUGCCCCGAUACGAGGAAUGAGGAACCCACAUGUGGAGCCUAAACCAGGGUCCUUCCCUUUCUGAUCGCCCCCUAGUUAUGUGGUGUUGGCCGUGGGAGUAUAUCCAGAAUCUUCCAAGCUCAUCUCUGCUGACUUUGUGGAUUCCAAAUAUCUCUUCUGGUACGUUACUGUAACACCACCAUCCGAAUGAGCGAUACCCCUACUUGUAGUAAUUAGCAAUGUAAAUAAC
Molecule: messenger RNA, 1012 nt
Organism: Cucurbitaria berberidis CBS 394.84
Lineage: Eukaryota; Fungi; Ascomycota; Dothideomycetes; Pleosporales; Cucurbitariaceae
Exons: 2
Coding region: 8-640 (210 amino acids)
Source: RefSeq, a predicted model, not a curated record